This is a messenger RNA of Pseudoliparis swirei, 1616 nucleotides long. It is a transcript of the gene gtpbp10, whose product is annotated as GTP-binding protein 10 (putative). Lineage: Eukaryota; Metazoa; Chordata; Actinopteri; Perciformes; Liparidae. Gene Ontology annotation, molecular function: GTPase activity; GTP binding. The transcript has 11 exons. The coding region runs from base 220 to 1323 and encodes 367 amino acids. The record is from RefSeq and is a predicted model, not a curated record. Gene Ontology annotation, cellular component: mitochondrion.
GUUUUAAUAACAGACCAACCAACUGACGCAUUUUGCAAUCCGCAGCCCCUGAGGGAUCACAUCAGCUGUCAGGCGCCUCUGUGGAGUCCCGCCCCUCGACCUCAUCAUCCAAUGAACUGAGAGGAUUCCAGCGCUUCCGGUCCUUCACACAAACACAUGUGCUAACUAGCCGUUAGCUCAGUCAGCAACACGAGAAAGUGGCAAUACACCGCACUGAAGAUGGUCCAGUUGAGUAGAAUCUGCUUCCGUAAAUAUGGUAACUUUGUGGAUAAUCUCCGCCUGUACGUCCGUGGAGGCAGUGGGGGCAUGGGUCUCCCCCGUCUUGGGGGACAGGGAGGGAAAGGGGGAGAUGUUUGGGUGGUGGCUUCAAAGAACAUGACCUUGAAAAGGAUCAAGGACAAGUACCCCGAGAAACGAUUUCUAGGUGAAGCAGGAGCCAACAGCAGUGUCCGAUCACUGAGAGGAGACAAAGGAAACGACAGGGAGGUCUUGGCUCCUGUUGGUAUCACAGUCACCACUGAUGAUGGCAUAAUAGUUGGUGACCUGAAUACGGAGGGUGAUCGUCUGAUGGUGGCGAAAGGAGGACGAGGAGGCUCAUUGCGCUCUGCUUUUGAGCCCAGUAAGGGCCAGAUCAAACACAUAAGGCUGGACCUCAAACUUAUCGCUGACCUGGGCCUUGUUGGGUUCCCUAAUGCAGGAAAGUCCUCUCUCCUGACUGCCAUGUCUAACGCCACGCCUCAGAUUGCAAGCUACUCGUUCACAACUUUGAAGCCAGAGAUCGGUAAAGUGAUAUAUGAAGAUUACAAACAGAUUUCGGUUGCUGAUCUCCCUGGCCUGAUCGAGGGGGCUCACAUAAACAAAGGCAUGGGUCACAAGUUCCUAAAACAUGUUGAGAGGACCAAGCAACUUCUGUUUGUGGUGGAUGUUUGCGGUUUCCAGCUUGCAAGUAAAACACCGUUCAGGUCGCCCUUUGAAGCUGUUCAACUUCUCACCAAGGAAUUGGAGUUGUACAAAGAGGAGCUUGUAUCGAAGCCUGCGCUACUGGUGGUGAACAAAAUGGACCUGCCUGACGCUGAGGACAAACUAGCAGAGCUGAAGGAGCAACUACAAAACCCAGCUGAGUUCUCUCAUCUGUUGCCUGAUGACAUGAUACCGAAAAGCUGCAUAACCUUCAGACACAUUGUUCCCGUCUCUGCCUCCACUGGGUUUGGGGUCGACCGUUUGAAAAGGUGCAUCCGGGAAUCGCUUGAUGAAGAUGCAACUAUGGCAACUAAAGCCAUUCAUCAGGGCAGACUGCAGGCUCUGAGAUGCCACUCACAUUAACAUUUGUGAUGUACAAGGACAACAUGCAUUUCUUUAAAACCUACGGUGGACGAUGAUGGAUGACAUAAUAUUGAAAGUUCUACUUUUAAUGGCUGGUCCAAAGCAUCCUCUGAGAAACUCUUGAGAAACACAAAACGUGUGCUAAUAAGGCUCCAUGGAGGACGUCACCAACGGAGGGACCUCGCCUUUCUAUUGUGAUGCAAAAACAAUUAUUAAGGCCAGUUUUCCAGUCAACAUAAUGUGUUUUAUUUUCCUGAAAAGUACAAAUUAAAGUUAUUAGAAAUGUCAGCUUA